This is a messenger RNA of Saccostrea cuccullata (small rock oyster), 635 nucleotides long. Its product is annotated as triple QxxK/R motif-containing protein-like. NCBI's taxonomy places the organism in Eukaryota, Metazoa, Mollusca, Bivalvia, Ostreida, Ostreidae. The coding region runs from base 96 to 344 and encodes 82 amino acids. Gene Ontology annotation, cellular component: endoplasmic reticulum membrane. The transcript has 3 exons. The record is from RefSeq and is a predicted model, not a curated record.
AUACCCAGCAGUUUGACACGUCAACCGAACCCGAAUACAAUAGAAAAUGGAACUGGGUUGCAGACUGAAAUAGUCAAUCUAAACCUGAUCUUAGAAUGGGAAAGAAAGAUGCCAGUGCCAAUAGAGGCACACCAGUUGAAAAAUACAGGAAAGAUAUAGGAAAACAGGAUUAUAAAAAGAGUAAAAAAGAAGUGAAGAUGAUGAAAAACAAAGCUGAUAUGAAAUCCUCAGCAUUGGGAAUAAAGGAAGUAGUGAUGAUUGUGGCAGCAUUAUUUACACUUGUAGCUGGUGUGUAUAUGUUCCUCUUCUGGCGAUUGUCAAACAGAGAAGUUCCAGGGAGUUAGUACCAAGUGAUGGACCAUAAAACAGGUGUGCAAGAUAGUGAUGUGUGAAAUCCAGUGUCAGUUGUCAUACUUACAUGUCUACUUAGAUCAUUUUUUGUGAUGUACAGGGUUGUUUAACUAUAUUAAUGUAAUUAAUGUAAUUAUUUUUUGAUAUUCUGACAUUUUUAGCAUUUUUUUACUGCAGUAUGUUUUAAAAAUAUUGCAUCUCUAUGUUUUGAAAACAUGAAGCAUUCCUCUAAUUUUCUGAAUUAAAUAAAAAAAUGAAUGUUGAUGAUAUUAUACAUUUAGUUU